GCGGGCGCGCGGGGUCAGUCGGCGCGCGGCGGCGAGCGAGGGAGGCGGCGGCGGCGGAGCCGAGACGGGAGCGGGCACGGGCACGGGAGCCGGAGCGGAGCGCAGGAUGAUAAACACCCAGGACAGUAGUAUUUUACCUUUGAGUAACUGUCCCCAGCUGCAGUGCUGCAGGCACAUUGUUCCAGGGCCUCUGUGGUGCUCCGAUGCCCCUCACCCACUGUCGAAGAUCCCCGGUGGGCGAGGGGGUAGCAGGGAUCCUUCUCUUUCAGCUCUGAUAUACAAGGACGAGAAGAUCACUGUUAAGCAGGAUGUGCCAGGGCAGGACGGGAAGCCUCACCUUGUCCACUUCCACUACAAGGUCACCGAGGUGAAGACCUCCUCCUGGGAUGCAGUGCUCUCGAACCAGAGCCUCUUCGUGGAAAUCCCUGAUGGAUUGUUAGCUGAUGGAAGCAAGGAAGGGUUAUCAGCACUGCUGGAGUUUGCUGAGGAGAAAAUGAAAGUCAGCUUUGUCUUUAUUUGCUUCAGAAAGAGCAGAGAAGACAGAGCUCCACUCCUGAAGACAUUCAGCUUCCUGGGCUUUGAAAUCGUGCGGCCGGGCCACCCCUCUGUGCCCUCACGGCCAGAUGUGAUGUUCAUGGUGUACCCCCUGGAGCAGAACUCUUCCUCUGAUGAAGAAUAGCUGCAGCAGGGGACCCCCAGUGACCCAAAAGCGCUGCUAAGGGGAGAAGAGGGCUCCAGCUCCUUCCCCGAGGAGCUGCUGCUGGCCUGGCCCUGCCUUGCUCGUUGUGUGUCCUCGGAGCUGGCUCUCGCCCAGCAUCCUGCCUCUGGAGCUGCCUGUCCACACCUGUCAUCACCAACCAGUACCUGGAGGAUGUGGCUGGACUGGCCUAGGAGCUGCUGCAGUGCAGCCUCUGGGGCGUGUCAGCCUGGGGGGUGCCCGGAGCCCAAGGCUGGCGGGCACAGCAGCAGCUCCUGGCCUCCUCUGAAGCUGUGCUGGACCUUUUCCCCUGGCCCAGCACACUCCUCUGUCAGACCCCCUCCUGCUCUGGCACCCAAGAGCCUGGCAGGAGGCAUGGUCUGGGGGCUGGGCAGGCAGAGGAGACUCAACCUUUAACACUACCCUCGACCCGCAGGGCCUGGCCGUGUGCUGCCCGAAGCUCUCUGGUCUGACUGGGGUUGGUUUUGUGGUUUUUUUUUCCCUCUUUUGGAUUUGUUUUGGUCAUUUUUAAACUUUUUGCUCUUCCAGCUUCUGUUUUAAGCAGUCUUAACUCUGUUCAAUGUUACCACUGCACUAUCACAGCGUUCAAUAAAGGGGCAUUCGAGAUGAA
Pogoniulus pusillus (Red-fronted tinkerbird) is the source of this 1328-nucleotide messenger RNA. RefSeq names its product ornithine decarboxylase antizyme 2 (gene OAZ2). Gene Ontology annotation, biological process: positive regulation of protein catabolic process. Gene Ontology annotation, molecular function: ornithine decarboxylase inhibitor activity. Gene Ontology annotation, cellular component: cytoplasm; nucleus. The record is from RefSeq and is a predicted model, not a curated record. Lineage: Eukaryota; Metazoa; Chordata; Aves; Piciformes; Lybiidae.